Molecule: messenger RNA, 1574 nt
Organism: Trichoplusia ni (cabbage looper)
Lineage: Eukaryota; Metazoa; Arthropoda; Insecta; Lepidoptera; Noctuidae
Exons: 4
Coding region: 602-1399 (265 amino acids)
Source: RefSeq, a predicted model, not a curated record
UGGAAAAAACGGGGAAAAUUAUUCAUCUUUGAGGGCUUCCGUUGCGUGCGCUGUGAAAACGAGAUCUUCUAACUACGUGGACGAAGUCGCGGGCAACAACUAAUUUUUGAUAGGAUUUUGUUUCUUAGAGAAAUUUGGUUAUUUUAAAGAAAGACGUCUUUGCUCUCGUCUUUUCCAAUGUUAGUAUGCUAUGAUUCCAGAGAGGGUGUAACUGAACUGCUGCAAAAUUUGAGCAAAUUAAAAAAUUAAUAAUACUUGCUACAGCACACAUAUUUCACAGCGAACGAAUAAUAUAUCACAUGGCACGACACUGUUUAUUAAAAUACGUUUCAUUUCAGUAAUGAGAGUAAGAACAGUCGGAUACAUUAAAAACAAACAAAUUGUUUAUGUAACGAAAUCGAUAUUAAACAGCAGUUCUCAAAACAAUGUAGCCGUAUAUAAAUCAAGGUUUAGUAUUGUUCCACUUAUUAAUUAUUCAGUAAUAAGUGCAACAAUAUUAAAAACAAUUGCAGUGAAAAAAAGAAAAAAGAGUUUAGUGCAAGUAGAAAAGUUUUAGUGCUUAAAAAAAAAACAAUUUACCUAACCAAGAAUAAAAACAUGAAUGAAUAAAAAAAGCCAGGAGAAGAAUAAAGUUUUUAUUGAAAUAAAUACUCAUUUUAAGAACGUUACGUUCGUAAAAAACAAAAUGAGUAAGCUAAUAAUAAGCUGGCAGUUAAUUACUUUUAUAUUUUUUCUUCUGGUUCGAGAAAAUUCCGGCCAAAACUUUGAAUACCAAAACAUAAGUAUUGAUAAUAACACCUCGUGUGAGGAGUUUGUGACCAACUACACUUUCAAUCCCGAGACCGUGGUCGACAUCGACUGGACCAUUUUCUACUUCUGGAAUCAUAAUUUUGAAGAAACUUAUACCAUCAAAUUCAGUAUUCCAACUAAAACGUUGAUAGAUCGGUUCAGAGUGGAAUUAGACGACAAGAUGAAGCCUCCUGUCAACUGGAGCAACGCGGAGCUGUUCAUGGAAACCUCCAUCGACUUCAGUGGACUGUUCAUCAGGACUAACGUAUCCGGAAUAUUCAUCAUCAUACCGUCUCUUGCUUUUGAAUAUGAAGACACUCCUCAGCUGUUAUUCAGCCUAAAGUACGUGCAGCCAAACUACCUCGGGAUCCUGAACUGCAAGUACCGCCUGUGCUAUGCCCUGGCACCAGUCGACAGAAUGCCAGACCAUCAUUUGUUGGAGCAAGAAGCAAAGAAGCUGGGUUUCCAUAGCAACUUCGGGAGAACCCACACGGCGAUCAUUCCUCCCCCACCCAAGUUGAUGCCGCCCCCUGAUGACAGACUGUUGGACGAUGAUGAUGAAGACGAGCAUUUGGAACUUAUAAACAGCGAGAAUUUGCAGUUAUUCUAACUUUCAUAUAAUGUAACCAUCUGUAGACAAGCGCGAUAGCUGGAGUUGUAAGGAAUGCAAAAAUUACUCAUAAAGAAUUAGGCAAUAGAUUGUCAUUUAGUUUCUUAUAGCGUCUUAAUGAUGUAACUUUUAAUUUUCAUUUAUUAAUAUGUAUAAAAAGAAUAGUGUUAGAAAU